GGUAUCAGUAUCCUCCCCCUGGUAUGUGCUAUAGAAUUUAUGGGGCUGUGCCUGGUAAUGUGACGCUAGUGAGAGUGUGGACUCUGGACGACUGAUUUUUAUGGUGGCAGAACAAUGUUUUCAUUUGAGACUGAGCAGAGCACAUGGAGCAUGGCAACUCCUCCACAGCUAUGUGAUCUCAACGUAAAGGUUGAAACAGAGGACGCCAGUAAACCUCGUUGCCUGCUUGACAUGACAGUUCUCCAGUAACAGAAAUAGCAGAGUCCAGAUAGUGAAGGGCUGCACAGGGAUGGAGGUGGAGGAAAGUUUGUCAGAGAAAGUGGAGGGAGAAGAUGGAUUUUCUUUCCACCCCCAGCGAGAGAAGAGGAGCACAAGGCCUGAGCUCACACCACCCAAAUUCUUCAGACACCAACGAAAAAGACAGCACCAAGAUAACAAACGGAGUCGGGGCUUUCUUGCACAGGAUGGCAACAAAUUCCCUCUGCUUGACUUUAUAGACCAUAUCCAGGCCCAGGUAGCAGUGGAAGAACAUUUCAGUAAGCACUUCACCUUCAAAAAGAUGUCAGAAAUGGGAGGAAAUGAUGCUUGGAAACUUCCUGCAGCAGAAACUAUGUAUACACAGUCAACUUGGCAGGAUGAAGAGCUCCAGGCUAUGAAGGUAACACUAAAUAAGACUAAGGAGCAGCUUAGUGACAAAGAUAUAGAAGUAUGGCACUCACACACCAAUAACACCAACCCCACUCAGAAGGUUUCGUAUGCCAUCAGAUGUCGUGCUCAGCCAGAAAUGGUUACACAAGCCUGGUUAAAGUUUUACGAGAUAGUCAACAAAUACCCAACCGUUCCAGUGGAUGUAGAGACUAAGGAAUCAGAGAAUAGUUUUGAUGCAGGAGAUCAAGGCCAGAGUGCCCACUCAGACGAAGGUAGCACACACUUCAACUCUGUGCACUUGUGUGAGGCACCAGGGGCAUUUAUCUUGGCACUCAAUCACUACUUAGCACUAAAUAGAUCAACCCUCAAGUGGCAAUGGUUGGGCAACACACUGAAUCCAUAUUAUGAAGGUACACCACUAGACCAGUGCAUAACUGAGGAUCGCUUCAUCUAUCUCACAUUAAAGAAAUGGUCAUUUGGCAGAGACAACACUGGAGAUAUUAUGGUAUGGGAUAACUUGUGCAGUAUUGUGAAGGACGCACAAUGUCUUGGACCAAUCCAUUUGGUGACUGCAGAUGGGAGCUUUGAUUGUCAGGCUAAUCCAUCUGAGCAGGAGAAGAUGACUCAUUCCUUACAUUUGUGUGAGAUUGUUGCAGCAAUGCAUUUAUUGGCUCCUGGAGGAUCAUUGGUAGUUAAGAAAUUUACUCUUUUUGAAAGUGACACAGUAGCACUUUUGUAUUUGUUAUGUUGUGUUUUUGAACAUGUUCACCUGUAUAAACCUGGGACUAGUAAGCAGGGCAACUCUGAGGUUUAUGCCAUUGCCUUAAAUUAUUGUGGCAAGGACAAAUGUAGUGAACACCUAAAUAAAUUGUCCGAAGUUUAUGGUCCAAAUGUUCAUCCAAAAUCAAUGUUUGCACUAGAUGACAUACCUAAGGAAUUUAUACAUCAAAUGAGAGUGUGUGCUGACAUGUUUAUGCAGCAUCAGAUCACUACAAUAAAGCGUAACAUAGCUUUAUUUCCAAAUAUGCCAGAGAAGGACAAACAAUAUAAUGAAUUACUCAAAGUCAAAGCAACCACUUUGUUUUUUGAACGAAAUUACUGUGUGCCAAUACCAAUGGAUAAAACAAUUACAGACGGUAAUGUCAACAAAUCUCGACACCUUUUAGAAAGUGACUGGAACAAAACUGGGAGUGCAAUGCUUAUGAGAAAUAAUUGUGUAAGGUCUAAACUGGAAAUACUUCAUCUGUUUUUAAAUAGCUGUAUAAACGAUUACUCAUGUGUAAGAUCCGAUAAUGAUUUAAAAGGAAUUAGAACUGUACAAGCUUCUGCAAGUUUUGUAUCACCACUCCUGGAGAAGAUAGAGUUUGAAAAAAUACGAGGAAAACCUUUUCAUUUUAUUGAUUCUUCAAAAUUUUGUUCAGUGAGAGUAAUCAGGAUAUAUGGGGAACUUCAUCGUAUCUGCCUGAAAUCGAGUAGUAGUGGCAUGAUCAAAUGUGAUGAAAGCUUGUUGGACUCAGUCCUCUGUCAGCAUCCUGGUUCCCAAGUGUUAAGGGGUGAGGUACUGACUGGUCCACAUUCAGGUGUAUUGGCACUGGAGCAAGCUUUAGUCUUGUUAGAGAAGGGAGAAGUUUGUGCAGGUGGGUCAGUAGUGUUGAUUAAUGCUCCUCUUCUCUCUAGGCUCCAGUAUGGCUUGCUCUUCGUCUUAGCAUCUGCAUUCAAACAAGUGAAAAUUUACACUAGCCCAGAAGUUGGGAAACAGUUGCCAGUACUUGUGCUGGAGGGCUUACAGUCAUUAAGCCUAGGGGAGGCUGUAGUACAUGCACUUCACCAUGCUGGCUGGAGCCCUGAUGGAGGGUCAGGAGGAGUGCAGGGCUUCCUACAAAUAGUUACUUUACAAAGUCUCAUGCAGUAUGAGCCACUCCAAGCUAUCUUUCAUUAUAACAUUCAUCAUAGCAUUCAUCAUGCCUUGGCUUUUUAUAAGGUUGCAAUGAUGCAUCUAAACCAGUGAUUUUUGCUUUGAAAAACAUCCAGAGUAAAAAGAUACCAAAUAAUUGAGUUCUAGUAUGUAUAUCUGGUAUUUAGUUUCAUGUGACAUUAGUUUGCAUAGUGCUUUUGUUUCUCUGGAUAUUUCUGGAGUUAAGUCACACUGAAAAUAACUUGGGUUAAAAGCCACAUUGGAAAUCACAUUGUGGUAUACUGUGUAAGAGUUAACAGACAAGAUUAAAGUAGUCCCAAAUAACAGUGGUUAUUUUUCUGAGAAUGGUGCGUUACAUGAAAUUGUGUUAUGCAGGCUAAAGAACAUAUGGGAAAAAUAGUUAUGUUCCUGACAUUUGGGAUAAAAAAGUUAAGUUUUAAAAUUCUCGUAAUUCUAAACAAAUAAAAAUGUUUUUCUAACUUUCUAGGUGGCUGUAAUGAGGUGUAUAUACUAUAAUUAAAAUAUAGUACAGUACUUGUAGCUAAAAGGAUAUGUAAAAAUUUCUUUUCCUUAAAUUCUGGUUGCUGCUGGAGACUGAUGAUUUUUUAAAACACGUGAGGAAGGUUGGCUGAGGUGGAUAGCUCCAGCUAUGUAGAGAAGUUCCCAGCAGCAGCAUUGUCAACAGAUGCACUUUUCUCACUAAAUUUAACAUUAGGCACCCAACUGUGCACCUUAAACUGGCUCUAUCAGCUGGAAUUAAAACAAACACUUUUGUUCAGGCUUUCUUUUCUGCUUAUACACUUCCAUAAUACAAUAACGACUUUUUACCCUGAUCAUAAGGGUAUUCAGGUGUUGCAAGCUGCUCCAUGUACCAUCCUCAGCUCAGCUUGUCUUUUAUGUUUACAUACCUAUUCUCCCUAUUUAGUUUGCUCAAUUGUCUACCUAAGUUUUUCAUCCUUAGCAUUAUAUUGUUAUAGGGAAGCACCCAGGAAUGGGAGGUAAUUAUCAUUACCUUCAUGGGUAGUACUAAACCCAUAGGGAGCAGACAGCUCUUCCAAAAUAGAAGGUAAUCAGGUUUGAUUGGAACAAGAGAAAGGUAGUUCAAGUAUCUCGGAUCGAGAGCUGUUAAGCCUCAAGAAACCCCUUUUUUCAUUGAAAAGUUUAGCAUCACUCUUGUAUUUAACCUAUACUAUAAGGUACAGCUGCCUUUUAUAUAUUCAGGGGGCAUUUUUUGCUCUAGUUUCUUUUCUUAUUAUCUCAGUUUUCUUGAAUGCUUUUCAGUGUCUUGACUUUAUAAAUUUAUAUUUUGUUAAUAUUACAUAUUAUAUUAACUGUUUAUAAUUUUUUACACUAUCUUUUAUUUGGGCAGCCUUGGUCCUGGUGAGGGUUCUGAACCCAAGGAUUUUAAGCUACUUUCCCUUUCUUUAGAUCAAACUUGAUACCUCCUCUACCUCAGGCACUGUCUGAUACUCACAGGUUUAGUGUUAACAUGUGAAUGGUUACAGGGUAUUUACAAAUGUUAAUAUAUUAACACUAAUACUAAAGUGUAUUGUAGUCAUACCAUGAAUUUCUAUUUGCAGUUGGGUACCAUAUUUUAUCCUUUAAUGAACAACAGCAUUUAUGUAAGCACAGUAAUCACUUUUUUUUUUUUUUUUUUUUUUAAUUUACAAUACAUAUUUUUCAUGAUUAGUGUGUGUAAGGUGGCUUUUAUCGCGAAAAUGAACUAUGCAAGAGAUAUUUCAUACAGUCUACAAUCUGUUUUUAUGUAAAUCAAUGAUAGAAUAUACUUACAAGUAUGUAAGACACAAUAUGUGGUUUAUAUCAUUUUCUUGAGAUGAUAUUUUGUCCACCAAGGACUUAUCAAUUCUCAUAGACCAGUAAACAGAGCAUAUACAUACCUGUAAAGUGAAAAGGCUUGAGGUGAAGAUAGACUUGGGUGGGUGAUGUCACCUGUUGUAAUGUGACAGAGCCAAUGGGAGUUACUGAAUGCUUAAAUAUUAGGUUGUACAAUACACAAAUAACCCACACAUAGACGAGAGGAGCUUAGGACGAUGUUUCGGUCCAAUUUGGACCAUUUACAAAGUCACACUGGGUUAUUUAUGUAUCGUUCCAGUCAUGGUAUUGUGCCUUUUUUUUUAUUAGGUUGUGCAAGUAGUGCCUCCUUGCAUAUACCAGUAGUACAUUUAUCAAAAACUAGGGACACAGUUUAGCUACCUUCAUAAAUUUACAUUACGCACAGUUUCGAGGGUUAAAUUAAUAUCAACACUGAAAGUUUCAUGCAUUUAUUUUAUAAAUUAACAUCAUGAAGAUAAUACGUAUAUUAAUUUUUUUUCUACUUCUGUACCAGGUCAAUGACAGGAAAAAGUACCAAUAGUUAAUGAUAUGAAUAUAUACAGGUUUAUAUUUAUGUAUAAAAUAAAAAUUUUGCAACUAAA
Molecule: messenger RNA, 4998 nt
Organism: Cherax quadricarinatus
Lineage: Eukaryota; Metazoa; Arthropoda; Malacostraca; Decapoda; Parastacidae
Source: RefSeq, a predicted model, not a curated record